AUGUCGGGGGGGGCGCGGAGCGGGAAUUCCUCCCACGUCCUGUUCGUGUUCCGGGGGUUUCCGUCGCUGCAGGACCACCGGCGCCUGCUGGCGCUGCCGUUCUCCGCCUCCUACGUGGCGGUGCUGCUGGGGAACUGCCUGCUGGUCUACGUGCUCCGCAGCACCGAGAGCCUGCACGGCCCCAUGUACGUCCUCAUCUGCUCGCUGUGCGUCGUCGACGUGCUCGUGGCGACCGCCAUCGUCCCCAAGAUGCUCCUGGGCCUCCUGUUGGACUGGGACCAGGUCUCGCUGGGCGGCUGCUUGACCCAGAUGUUCUUCACCCACUUCCUGUCCUCGCUGGAGUCCACGCUGCUGCUGGCGAUGGCGCUCGACCGCUACGUGGCCAUCUGCCAGCCGCUGCGCUACGCCAAAAUCAUCAACGCCUCCACGCUGGCGAAGCUGCUGCCCGUCGCUCUGGCGCGCAGCGGCGCCGUCAUGGCGACGCUGGUGGCGCUGGCCGGGUCGCUGCGCUUCUGCGGCUCCAACACCAUCGGGCACUGCUACUGCGACCACAUGGCGCUGGUCAGCCUGGCGUGCGGCAGCACGGCGAGCAGCCGGGCGGCGGGGCUCGCCGUGAUCGCGUGCUUCGUCGGCGUGGACAUCCCGCUCAUCUUCCUGUCCUACGGGCAGAUCCUGGGCGCCGUGCUGCGGGCCACGGCGGACGGCGAGGAGCGCUGGAAGGCGUUCCACACGUGCGGCACCCACCUCAUCGCCAUGAUGUGCUUCUACUUCGUGGGGAGCGUCACGUUCCUCUCGCACAACGUGAACAUCGCCAUCCCGACGGACGCCAACACCGUCAUGGGCCUGGUGUACAUCCUGCUCCCCGCCACCGUCAACCCCGUCAUCUACGGCGUGCGCACCAAGGACAUCCGCAAGGUCAUUGUACGGCUCUUUAAAGUCCGAGUGAAGACGAAGGUGUCUCCGGCUGGAAAAGGACGGACGGGCCGGUGGAUCGGUGAAAACAAUCACCAGGUGGCGCCUGCUGGUCCCCGAUGGACACAGGGACAACAAAGGGACAUCAGGGGCAUGCUGCCGGUUGGCGGUGCCCCCCCCACGGUCGCUGGUUCAAGUCCCGGCACGCGGGCGGGGGAGGGGGAGCUGAUCAAUGUGGCAUUCGAGGUUUCUACACCCCCGCAGGACGCAGAGGACGGACACGGACGAGAACACAAACACGCCACCGCAGAGUGUUGA
Messenger RNA from Etheostoma cragini (Arkansas darter), 1230 nucleotides. RefSeq names its product olfactory receptor 51E2-like. Gene Ontology annotation, molecular function: olfactory receptor activity; G protein-coupled receptor activity. Bases 1 to 1230 code for a protein of 409 amino acids. Gene Ontology annotation, biological process: G protein-coupled receptor signaling pathway. Lineage: Eukaryota; Metazoa; Chordata; Actinopteri; Perciformes; Percidae. The record is from RefSeq and is a predicted model, not a curated record. The transcript has 2 exons. Gene Ontology annotation, cellular component: membrane.